Homarus americanus (American lobster) is the source of this 1475-nucleotide messenger RNA. RefSeq names its product transmembrane protein 94-like. The transcript has 6 exons. Lineage: Eukaryota; Metazoa; Arthropoda; Malacostraca; Decapoda; Nephropidae. The record is from RefSeq and is a predicted model, not a curated record. Bases 101 to 730 code for a protein of 209 amino acids.
UGUGGUGUUUAGGAGGACAGCUGAUCACUCCUCACAACUCAGACCAAAUUUCCCAUUCAAGUUUUUUCUCUCCCCUUACCAUGUGAUAAACAAUCAGGAAAUGGCCUGCAGUGCUGAUGGCUUACCCACAAGUGAGGCCCUCAGUCUCUUGCAUGAGGACAUCUCCAUCGCUUUGGAUGAAUAUCAGAAGACAGAAGCUGAAAAGAACAAAGGUUUUGGACCAAAGAGUGUUCUGUAUGAAGCCUUCCACCACAAGAGUAGUCUCUCUGUGUUUCAUUGGACAUCAGUGAUAGCGUUGAUCGUUGAAGGCAUCGUGCUGCUGGUGGCCUUCGCUGCAUGUAAUGACCCCAGGUACCAGCAUCUUCCUGCCGAGUCCUUCUUCAUUUUCUUAGCAGUAAUUCUUAACGUGUACUUGGUGUGGUGGGACACUCAGCUGAGGCACAAAGAGGUCCCAAGACUCACACACAACGUCUUAAAGGAUCUUAAAGAAUACCACGGCAAUGUGUUGUGGUCUGCCGAGAACUAUCCUCACCUCCACUCCCCCCUCUCCCCCUGCAUCACCCUCCAGUGGACUCGUCGCGAUGGUAACACAGUCAACCUCCCUUGGUCUCUCCUGGUGCGUGGGGAUAUUAUACUCAUGAAACCUGGACAGAAAGUUCCUGCUAGAUGUAGGCCCAUGCAGUUUUAUGGACUUGUGGCUUCUUCAACCUUGAGCUGUGACCCCUUGUGAGGCGGACGUCCGCCAGCUCCAGGUAUGUACAUUAGACCAAGCAGUGCCCCCUGAGGUGUUUAUACACAUUGAUUAGGUCGCCUCUCGCCCGUCUGUAGUAUAAGCUAGGUAGUUGCAGGCGUUCUAAUCUCUCUAAGUAUUUGAGGUUCUGUAGAGUAGGCCCCAGUCUGGUAGCCCUCCUUUGGACAUUUUCAAUCAAUUGACAGUCUCUAGUAUACCUUGGGGAAGCAUCUGCUAAUGCCAGAAGAAUUCAUUCAGCUAAAAGGUUAAAGAGCAUAGAAACUCAGUUGCAACUUUCAUAUUCAAAAUCUAUCGGCUGUGAAACAGUUUUUAGAUAGACAGUGUCUUGUGGCACUUAUAUUCACUUAUUUUGUCUUGGGUUGACUAUUUUAACUCUUUAUGGGUUUGCCUACCUAAUUAUCUAGUGAAAAAAGUUCAGGGUGGUGAAAAAGGAUGCCAGGCUUACAUGUGCUCUCCUACUGGGGACUUCCACUACCCUAUUCUUAAUCGAAUUGCACUGGCUUCCAAUUAAAGAAAGAAAAAAGUUCAAACUCUGCCUAAUGACUUUUAAGGCACUUAUGUUUGAUGAGCCUAAGUAAUUGUCCAACCUACUAAAUCCUCUGACCUAGAGCAUUGUGGAAAUGCUCUUUUGUGGCCCAAUCCUUUUCCUAUAUCGCACCCAGAUUGUACAAUCAUUUGCCUGCAUCCAUGAAGCAGCUGACUUCUGUGGAGGCUUUUAAGAAAC